AUGCUCUGGCUGCCGCACCAGUGUCCCCACCAACCAACCCAGCUGUCGCCUCCAGCACCAGGGCCAUCCCAAAUCGGAGAAGCAUCGGGGACGGGACGGGACAGGUCAGGCUUCGACCCCUGCGUGGGGUUUCUACUGACCCGGUUAAAAGAGUUCUGUGGGGAGUUUCUGAAGAAGAAGCUCAACCUCUCCAACUGUGUUGCGGUUCACAGCUUAGCCCACAUGUAUUCCUUGAAUCAGCUGGCCCUCAAAGCUCAGGAUAUGAUCAGGAGAAACUUCCACAAAGUUAUUCAAGAUGAGGAGUUCUACACUUUGCCGUUUCACCUCAUCAGAGACUGGCUCUCAGACUCGGAGAUCACAGUGGACUCUGAAGAAAUCCUCUUUGAGACUGUUUUGAAGUGGGUUCAGAAAAAUCCUGAGGAAAGAGAGAGGUACUUUGAAGAUCUCUUUAAACUGCUUAGAUUGUCUCAGAUGAAACCCACUUACCUUACUCGCCAUGUCAAAUCUGAAAGGCUGGUAUCGAGCAACGAGGCCUGUGUUAAAUUAGUGUCUGAAGCCGUGGAGAGUCACGCCUUGCGGUCUGAGAACUUGCAGUCUGGUAAUCUACAACAUUCCGCUUGUCCGGUAGCGUUGUUGCCGCGUUUUGGACAAAACAUGGACGUCAUUAUGGUGAUUGGUGGUGUGUCAGAGGGAGGAGAUUACUUGAGUGAGUGCGUAGGGUAUUUCAUCGAUGAAGAUAGGCAACCUAGAUCAUAUCUGAAACACUGGGUCCAUGUCACUGUGGAUCAUGGCAGCUGUACUCUCCUGUCGAUAUUAAUGUAGACUUCAGCAGAUUGCUUGAGGAAGCAGCACUCCUGUACUUACUUCCAGUAAGGUAAAGUAGUAUGUGUGUGUAAGGCUGUUUGAAACAAAUCCUACUGUAAUGUUCUUUACCUUAAAUACACUGUACUAAAGUUUAUUGUAAUAAGUGAAUUAAUGAAAAUAAACCUUUUAUUUC
Molecule: messenger RNA, 997 nt
Organism: Pygoscelis adeliae (Adelie penguin)
Lineage: Eukaryota; Metazoa; Chordata; Aves; Sphenisciformes; Spheniscidae
Gene: KLHL11
Product: kelch-like family member 11
Exons: 4
Coding region: 1-822 (273 amino acids)
Source: RefSeq, a predicted model, not a curated record